AUGGCGCAAACCGCGACGGAAGAAGCAACAAACCUUCUAAACCGCCUCUCCCAAAAGCCCGGCGUCCAGAGCGUCCUCAUCUUAUCACGCGAAACCGGCGCCAUAAUUCGUUCAUCUGGGCUGCCGUCUUCUACUACCAAUUCGAACCCUAACAGUGCUCUCCCUCCAUCCAUUUCUGCAGACCAAAUAAACGGCAACCAAACGUCUAGUUCUGUGGGCAUUGAUACCGGUCUCGUCAACCGCGGAUCAGAUGAGCGAAACGGAUUGCCUGCUCGGCCGAGGUCAAGUCACGCGUCAGCGGGGGUAAUGUCCGCCGAAGAAGUAGCGCGCAAAGUCUGGAGUUUUCUGAGCGCCGCAGGUGGACUGGCAAGGGACUUAUUGAUACAUAAUGAGGGCGACGGAGAGCAGGACCGUGAUUCAACAAUCAAUGGCUAUGUGCGGGGGCAGUCUGAGCAGCGAGGAGCAGCUUUGGAUGAUGUGAAAUUGUUGAGAUUACGGACGAAGAAUAAUGAAAUUGUCAUAAUUCCUGACAAGAAAUUCCUCCUAGUCGUCAUCCAUGCUACUCCAACAGCGUAA
This is a messenger RNA of Xylona heveae TC161, 576 nucleotides long. RefSeq lists its product as hypothetical. Gene Ontology annotation, biological process: microtubule-based movement. The coding region runs from base 1 to 576 and encodes 191 amino acids. Gene Ontology annotation, cellular component: cytoplasmic dynein complex; cytoplasm. The transcript has 2 exons. The record is from RefSeq and is a predicted model, not a curated record. NCBI's taxonomy places the organism in Eukaryota, Fungi, Ascomycota, Xylonomycetes, Xylonales, Xylonaceae. Gene Ontology annotation, molecular function: dynein intermediate chain binding.